UCAUCUGCAGGGAGGGAAAAAAACACAUACACACACCCUCCCACAUCCACACGUCCAACUGUGCUGAGAGCUAGCUUUAAACAGCUUCACACGAAAUAGAGACAAAAGGACUGUAACCUGCCAGAAUGGAGGAAAACAUGGAUGAAUCGCAAAGCCAGAAGGGCUGUAAGGAGUGCUGUGAGCGAUGUGUGGGCAGUCUGCCCUGGGCCUCGCUCAUCGCUACAGUUCUCCUCUAUAUGGGCGUGGCCUUAUUCUGUGGGUGUGGCCAUGAGGCUUUAAGUGGCACCGUCGCCAUCCUCCAGAACUACUUUGAAGUCAUCAGAGCCCCUGGACAAACACUGGAUGUGUUUACCAUUAUUGACAUACUGAAGUACAUCAUCUAUGGCCUUGCAGCUGGAUUCUUUGUGUUUGGAGUGCUGUUGCUGGUGGAGGGCUUUUUCACCACUGGAGCUAUUAGAGAUCUCUAUGGAGAGUUCAAGAUCACCGCAUGUGGACGCUGCCUGACUGCAUUCCUGAUGUUCCUGGCCUACCUAUUCUUUCUGGUGUGGCUUGGUGUGACAGCAUUCACCAGCCUGCCAGUCUUCAUGUUCUUCAACAUUUGGUCCAUGUGUCAGAACAGCAGUUUGGUGGUGGGAACCAACCUUUGCCUGGACCUGCGUCAGUUUGGAGCGGUGACCAUCUCUGAGGAGAAGAAGGUGUGUACAGGAACUGAGAAGUUCUUCAAGAUGUGUGAAUCUAAUGAGCUGGACUUGACCUUCCAUCUGUUUGUGUGCGCAUUGGCAGGAGCAGGCGCUGCUGUCAUCGCCAUGGUUCAUUUCCUGAUGGCUCUAGCUGCUAACUGGGGCUACCUGAAGGAUGCCAGCCGGAUGCAGAAGUACGAGGACAUCAAGUCGAAGGAGGAGCAGGAGCUGCAUGACAUCCACUCUACACGCUCCAAAGAACGCCUCAAUGCCUACACAUAAACGCAUGCUUACAAGAAACGACACACGCACACACAUACCUGUCAGACACACACAAGGAGAUACAUGCACACACACACACACAAACACACACACACACACACACACACACACACACACACACAGGGCCUGAAACAAGCCCAAGGAGAGACACAUGCAGUAUAUACAUGAGCGAAUAAACAAUACAGACAUACAUUCAAACACACAAAGACAAGAGUAGACAGAAAUGAGAUGCUAACAAUGAUGAAUGCAUAAACACCAUCAUCCUCAUGUCCGCAGCAGAUCAGCGGCUCAGGUGGUCUAUGCUAACACUUUAGCAUCCACUAUGCUGGUUUGCUCCUUAAUGUAGAUACUUUUGUUCCUGACAUGUGAAUUUACUGUAGCUUUAACUUCAAAGUGAAAAUUGAAUCCAGACUAAUACUUUCCUCCUCCUCCUCAUCAGGAGGUGGUGCUGGCAAUGGCACAGUGUGCACCACUACAAUGAACUGAUGAGGAGCUAAUUGUGUGAUUAGUCAAAUAAAUUUGUUCCAAUAAUUGAACAUUAGCUUUAAGGAGUUGAUGAUAUUUUCUUAUGAAAACUUCUUAAUAUAAGAUUUUCCAGGACUGCUCUGUGCCAUUCCUAGGCACGCCGUCCCCUUUAUCCUCAACACCCAAAAAAAUCUACUUCUCAAUGUGUGAAUGUGCAUGGCAGUCAACUGCAAAUGGCCUAAAAGAAAGAAACAAAAACAAAACCACCGCAAGCGGCAGAACUGCUGUUAGCUGCUAGCAUGACCCACUCACACCAGCAAUCUACAGCAGGCACGCGGAUGAGUCUGGUGUCUAUGAGCUCAUCAUUUAACACAGUGGCUGUUCAACAGGACACUGUCACUGUAACCCCAACAGCCUCAGUACUUGCAGCACACACAGCACACAUGAUUCACCUACAUGUUCUCACACACACUCACACAUUGAUGUGGCUGAAUGGUCAGUGUUGUGCAGGCAGUGUUGUAUGGUGGUGUCAUGCUGUGUUGUGUCGUUUCGCCACUCUAUGAUGACUGGUAUUGCAGAGAAGUGUAGUCCCUGAGGAGAUGUGUACCUCCUAGGCACAAAUGGGAAGCUUUGCUAACGUUUCCUGCCCUCCCCUCUCUUUUCCCUCCUUUCUCCUCCGACACCACCCUUCCUCCUUCCCCCCACUCAUCCUGAGCCUAGUUGCAUUAGUUGUUCCACACGUUGUUGUUACACAUACAUACAGCACAGUGGGGUUGGGUUUUCAAAAUGAAAUACAGUUAAGUGAGUUUAAUAGCAAAUGUAAUAACAAUAUUAACUGCUAACCUGCUAAAAUAUGCACAUGACUUAUGUCAUAAGUAAAUCCAAAUUCUCAUAAUAUUGCUGCUUUAUUUGUAUUGUAUAUGAAAUGCCAGACUCUUGGUAUCAGAGUCAGAGCACUUCAUAUGGCAGUGGGGAUUUCCAAAAGGCCGUGUAAAACAACUGGUGAAACAAGGCUCUGUGUCCUUCCUCUUUCAUCUCCACUUUGUAUAAACUGGUGAUUUUUCCUCAGAAACAGCACAUCUGAGCAGCACAAAGUCUUUUUAUCGUGUGUCUUAGUCUCAUCAGUUUUUUUUAUAUCAGUAUUAUUUAUGUGUAAUUUAAGAAUGGGGGGGGGGUAAUUUAAUAUGGGCAAGUGUUGGAUAUGGGUUAUAUCACUUUCAUGUUUCCAUGUAAUGAAUUGUGUAUUUUAGUGGUUCUGCACACACACCCACACACACACGUACACACACAAACGCACAUCUUGAGAGUAUCAAUGAUUUCAUUUUGUCGGCAUGUUUUUUCUUUCAACAAGCCCUAAUGUGAGCAAAAUAUUUUUGUAAGCUGAAUUUCACUGAUACUAAUGUUCAACUUGUCACUGGGUGGCUGGUUGGUAUCAUUAUUUUCAGUUAGAGUAGAAGUCUUUAAAGAUUUAGGAUUCAAUUUUUAGCAUCAUUUGAAGGCUUUGGCUGAGUUUGUAAGGUGUUUACAAUGGAUGGUUGUGAUGCAGUGCUGGGAACACUGAAUUAUAAAUUUAAGAAAAACUAGAAUUACCACUUCGCACGUGUAUGCCUCCACCAACCAGUCAAAUUCACGGGAAUGGACAGAUAUGAGGUCAUUGACCUUGGACUCUGACCUUUAACCACCAAAAUUGAAUCAAUCUAUCCUUGUUUUGCCAAAUUUGAAGAAAUUCCCUAAAAGUGCUCCUGAGAUAUUAUGUUCACAAGAACGUUGCGAGCAUGAGGUCACAGUGACCUUUGAUCUUUGACCACCAAAAUCUAAUCAGCUCAUCCUUUAGUCCACAUGGACUGAGAUAUUAUGUUCAUGAGAAUCAUAUAGAUAGACAGCCCCUAACAUAAUGCCUCCGGCCAGGAGUGCUGCUGGCACGUAAGCAUAAAAAAAGUUCUGUAGGUGCUAAUGAAACCAGGUAAAAUGAGAUGAAACUCAGCCUAAGUAACUGCAGGGAUUGAUACCAAUGGAGGCAUGUUAUUGAGAAUGAAGUCCAACAUCACUGAUUUGAGAAUGGAUUUACAACAAUUUACUGUACAGGAUAGGUUUGUAGUUUUAAAGACUGUUCAACUCACAGUUCAUCUACUGAGUUUCAUCUGCUUAUGUUUGCGAUGCUGUCAGCAGCACUGUCUGGAUGCAACUUUGCAAUAUUUUCAUCAUUUUUCAUUUAAUCUGCACAGAUUGGAUUUUAAAUAUUUUCAUGAUGGAGUCCAAUUCUAAGCAUAGUCAAGUUUUAAUGUUUUUAAGAGAACUGAUUUAACCUAGAGAAAUGAUGCCAAAAAUCAGGAUAAUGUUGAUCCCAGUAGAAGAAUGUUGUUCUUAUACAGUGUUUAAAAGGAGAUUUGAAAUUUGAUCCAGUUAAACUGUAGGGCUGUUAUGUUUGUAUUAUCUGUUAGGUAGUGUUGAACCAUCCAUUAGAGUAAGAUAACUGUGACGUCCUGGUUCUAGCUGUGAAGGAAAGCGAUGACUCUCUAUCGGCCAGUAGAGAUGACUGAGAGGGAAUUCAGUUUGUCUUCAGAACGCGUAUUGUCCUGAUGAUGUGACGGUGGUGACAGUGGUGAUGACACUGGUGUUACUUGAUGAGACUAUCAGCACACGCACACGCUCACACACACACACACACACACACACACACACACACACACACACCUCCACCACCGCCAUCAUUCUGAGCCAUAAUUCUUUGCUCUUCUACUUUUCACCAAUAUCAUUUCACUAUUUAAUUAUCAACUUUUAAUCUCUGAAACUGUUUAAAUGUGAACUCAUUUAAUUUGAAAAAAUGAAUUUGUUUUCCUUUUGUUGUGGGCAGUAUUAAGCACUGUACCUACAUUAACGCUGUAUAAAGAUAUACAUAUACUGUAUGUGAAACAGUUGAGGUGAGCAGCCAGGAGAAGGAUUUCCUGUUGCUGGCAGAGUCUGGAGGAGCUGGUUCACACCCAGUGUCCUGAGCUUCUACUUUCUACAAGAGCUGCAUUUACACACACAUAAAUAAUGGGAGCUUUCUUGAAUGAGAAGAAAUUAUGUAAAAAUAAAUGUGUGCCACGGAUUGUCAGGUUUUGAGAUUCUGCAAGAUGUUUUUUACAUGGUAAUGGAUAUCUUGACUAAAGGUAGUAACUAGAAUUACAGCCUCAUGGUUUUAUGCCUCUGUCAGCCAAGCAAAUUCACAAGAAUGAGACCUAGUUCUUUGACCUUUGACCAGCAAAAUCUACUCAGUUAAUCCUUGAGUCCAAGUGAAUGUUUAUACCAGCUUUGAAGGAAUCCCCUCAAGGCAUUCACUAGAACGGGGUGGACAGAUGGACAACCUGAAAGCAUACUGCCUCCGGCCACGGCUACGCUGGCUCAGAGGCAUAAAAACAUUUAAAUAUUUUAAAGUAAUGUUUUAGCAGUGUUUGGCAAUAAUGUAGACUAUACAAUAUGUUAUUUGUGGUAAAUAAAGUGAAAUGUCCAAAAACAUCAGCAUAGUACUUCAAGAGGCAGAAAUGUUCGCAAGAUGGCACCUCAGGCACUGACCAUAUCAGAGCAGUGUCAUAUGAAGGCUGUGACCACAUGGAUCUCAUAGUUGGCUGUUUGAUUUUAAUAUUAGUCAAAGAGAACCUGUGAGGUUUCACAUGUAUACAGAGGAUACAACCAUGUGAACAAAACAUGCAAUAACAUCUUUAGUGGCUGAUUUUUCAUAGAGGCAUUAAAGCUAUGCUUGCCUGGGAUUUUCUCACAAACCAUACAUAAUCUAAUUUCUUCCAAGGCUGUAUAGGUAAAACAGAGUUUUGAUCUGUUUCUUUGUGUUGUGUAAAUGCAGCUGAAUAAAAAGAAGUGUCAACCAUCAGUGUCAGUGAAGGGAGACUCCAUCAGACUCGUGUCCUGUUCAGGUGCAUCUCAGCUGCAUACAGUACAGUCAGUAUUUUUAAGGGUCUAGUUUUACAGUAACAGUAUUCGACCAUUUCAUUGCCUGACAAUGGAUGUCUUGUCAGUGUUUUUAACCUCAGAUAAAAGGGAAAAAAAUUGUUUUUGUGCACUUAUUGACCAUUGUGAGCUCUCUCUCUUAUUCUUGGUGUGUAAGUGCAUUGAGAUCCCCAUUGUGGGACCUGUGUAUAGUCUUGCAGCAUUGGUUAUAACCUGAAGAAAUAAUGAUGAAAAUGAAUGAAUUCAUAAUAAUGAAGAUAAUCUUAUACUAGGUUAAAAAAACAAACAAAAAAAACAGUAAUUCUAGUUGUUGUUUGUGGCAUGGUUAUGCAUUCAAUGGUCAUAAUUUUAAUGAUUAAAACAAAACAAACAAAAAAAUAUAAUUCUUUCCCACUGGCGCUGUUCUGCUGCUUUUGUUUCAUUUUCCAUUUUUCAGUGUGCAGUAUUGCGGUUCUUCUUGCUAAUGGUGUUGCUAAGCUAACUUGCUUUCUCAGUUGUUUAUCACCAGAGCAAUAUAUUGUAGCAGUUUGACAAAAUCAAGAUGUAAACAAGAAAUCCAUUCCCGUAAAUUUCUGGCAUAAAAGUGCAUGAAUCUAUGAUUGCAAGUCUUAAGUGAUAUGAUCAUGGUGUUAUUUAUUGUUUAUCCUAAUAAAGCGGAUUUGCGGUGUAAUGUAUUGCUCUGGCCACCCAUUAUCCUGCUCCCACCUCUGCUCACAUCCUCUUCCUCUCCCUGGGAGUUUAGGCUACAUUCACACCACAGCUCCUGGUGUCCACUAAAAGCCUAAAUAAUAAAUUAAGCUACUUCUAAAGCAAAUAUAGAGAGAAUCACAAGAGGAAUGACACCUGCGUCUAGACUGCUACACUCAGUGAAUGCUGAUACUUUGACUCAGAGGGAUGCUGGAAACUAACACUGGCUGAUAUCAGUUUCCUUUUGAAAUUCAUCUCCACUUAGGAAUAUGGCAAAAUAAACUUGAAAAUAUUCAGUUUUUCAUUUGUGUGAAGCAUCAAAGUCUUUGAACUGAAGCCAAAUCACAUAAAAACUAAGAUUCCCUAUUUAGGCAGCCAUGAACAGAUCUGUCUGCUGUUUUAAUCAGAAAGGGGAUGUGAGCUGCUUGCUCUCCAUUUGUCUCCUCAUUUAUUCUCUAAGUUACAUCUCCUUGUAAAGAUGAAUAUGUGUAUUGACAUAAUCCUGCGUCCUUCUUGUUUACCCACUGACCAUGCUGAACGUGGACUCAUGUUGCCAUUCCAUGAUCCUGCCCACACGCAUUUGUGACAGGAGUCAGGAAACCGUGUCUGCAUGGUAAAGCAUGAAUUUCAAUAACAUGAAAUGUCAUUUCUAACCUUCUGUGAGAAAGAUUAGAUCUUUUUCUGAUGAAACCUCAGCUCUGUAUGGCAGGAUGUAAAAUCAGAUCCUCUGUGCCUGAACAGAUUCAGCUCUCGUCCAUCAUGAACUGAACCAUGGAUCUAAAAGCUGAUGAUGUUGGUCGGUGACCUUAAACUGAUCAUCAUGUUUCAGAUCCAUAUGCAUUAUGUCAGGUUGGACAUUUUGGACGUUGGGAGUAGUUGUUUUUUUUUAUGUUUGUCCAUAAUAUUGGAGACUUUCUGUAAUUCAUUCUGGUUGCUUAGUAGCAGGCUUUAUCUGAUUCACUCCUCCACUUUUGUACAUAUCUGUGCCAACAGCUUGAGCAGACAGUGGCUUUUUUAUUUGUAAAGACAUAAAUUGCUUGCAUAUAUAAAUAAAACAAAAUAAUACACUUGUGUACUUGUUACUAAGGGAA
Monopterus albus (swamp eel) is the source of this 7150-nucleotide messenger RNA. RefSeq names its product neuronal membrane glycoprotein M6-a-like. NCBI's taxonomy places the organism in Eukaryota, Metazoa, Chordata, Actinopteri, Synbranchiformes, Synbranchidae. Gene Ontology annotation, cellular component: plasma membrane; axonal growth cone; neuronal cell body. The transcript is spliced from 7 exons. Bases 126 to 962 code for a protein of 278 amino acids. The record is from RefSeq and is a predicted model, not a curated record. Gene Ontology annotation, biological process: neuron projection development.